This is a messenger RNA of Plodia interpunctella (Indianmeal moth), 1470 nucleotides long. Its product is annotated as NADH dehydrogenase (ubiquinone) 23 kDa subunit-like. The record is from RefSeq and is a predicted model, not a curated record. Gene Ontology annotation, biological process: mitochondrial electron transport, NADH to ubiquinone; mitochondrial respiratory chain complex I assembly. Gene Ontology annotation, cellular component: membrane. The transcript has 3 exons. The coding region runs from base 60 to 818 and encodes 252 amino acids. Gene Ontology annotation, molecular function: NADH dehydrogenase activity; 4 iron, 4 sulfur cluster binding. NCBI's taxonomy places the organism in Eukaryota, Metazoa, Arthropoda, Insecta, Lepidoptera, Pyralidae.
UUGUCAACAUGACGCGAUUGUCAACAUAUCAUUAGAUAUCUAGUGAAAAUCACUCAAAAAUGACUGUUCUCAAGUUUGUACAUUUCAAACGUUGCCAAUACAAUAGAAAUUUGAUUUAUAUGCAAUAUGCAGUAAGAUGGCAAAGCAGUUGUAAUCCAUGUGUACCAGAGUGUCCACCUACACCACCAUGUCCGCCAUGUCCUCCUCCGUCUCCGCUAUGUCCUCCUCCUCCUCCUCCUCCGAUGUGCCCCCCACAUUACUGUUGCCCCAGAACUAAAUACCAAGUGAACUGGAUUUAUGUAAACGAUGUACCACCGACUACAACACUGAGAGACUUUUUUGAUCGCGCCACUCAGGUUUGGUUUUGGACGGAGCUUAUUCGAGGUUUUGCAGUGACCCUCGGACAUGUAUUUAAGGAGCCGGCUACAAUAAAUUAUCCAUUCGAGAAAGGCCCUCUGUCGCCCCGAUUUAGAGGAGAGCACGCGCUUCGGAGGUACCCAUCUGGAGAGGAACGGUGCAUCGCGUGCAAACUGUGCGAGGCGAUCUGUCCGGCACAGGCGAUCACGAUUGACGCGGAGGAGCGCAGUGACGGAUCGCGCCGCGCCACGCGCUACGACAUCGACAUGACCAAGUGCAUCUUCUGCGGGUACUGCCAAGAAGCCUGUCCCGUUGACGCCAUUGUGGAAGGCCCCAAUUUCGAAUAUGCCACCGAAACUCAUGAGGAGCUCUUGUACAAUAAAGAGAAGUUGCUUUUCAAUGGCGACCGGUGGGAAUCCGAGAUUUGUAGCAACAUCAAGGAUAAUCACUUAUAUCGUUAGUUGUUUAAAGAAAUGAACACAAAGUUAAAUGCUUCUAUUUAAGGGGCCUUUGGAGCGUGGAUUUCCUAUACAACCAAAAUAAAAUUUAAAGCGUGAAUAUUUCAACAUAAGAUUAAAACUGUAUCAAGUUCUUACUAAAAUAUUUUUUUUCACUCCCCUAAUAUAUGUACAAUUGUACAUGGUCAUUUGUUUAUACUAAAUGAAUCCAAAUAUAUUUUUAUGUGGGUGAAUUCAAACAAAUGUUGAGAUAUGUAAGUGAUUCGAUUAUUGUUUUGGUAAGUAACAAGGAUUGUAUGGAACUUAAACAUAUAAAGAGCAUACUCUGCUGGCUCCUUAAUGUCCCCUACAUUCAAUAAAAAUAAUUAUUUGUUUAAAAUGUGUGUAAAUGGAUUUUUUUAAAACAUAACAUAAACUAGUGGUUUCCAUGUAAUAUCAAACUGCACAUGACGUGCAAAGAACUGGCCGCAUUUUAAUGCUACUCAUAUUAUAAAUGCGAAAAUUGGUGCGGAUUUUUAUGUGUGUAUGUUUGUUACUCCUUCACGCAAAUUGAAAAUAAUACGAAUGACCCCAACAAAAAUUGUGUGCCAUUUUGAAUCCAUAAUAAUUAUUAAACAUCAUUAUCGUUAUGUAUGAAAUAAAUAAAUUAGAAGUG